Molecule: messenger RNA, 2131 nt
Organism: Branchiostoma belcheri (Belcher's lancelet)
Lineage: Eukaryota; Metazoa; Chordata; Leptocardii; Amphioxiformes; Branchiostomatidae
Product: protein phosphatase 1L-like
Exons: 5
Coding region: 442-1542 (366 amino acids)
Biological process (GO): protein dephosphorylation
Molecular function (GO): protein serine/threonine phosphatase activity
Source: RefSeq, a predicted model, not a curated record
UGGUAACUUGCUGCAGGUAUGUUUGGUUCGGAGCCAAAUUUUACCUUUAAAGUUCUAUUUCCUGUGCAAAAUCGAGCCGCAAACUGCCCUUUUUACGUGUGAACGCUUGUCUGCUAGCUUGGGUGGAAGGCGCAGAAAGCUGGCAAUGUUGUCUAAAUUCUAAGGCGGUAGAGAGAGUUCUUGGCGGGAUCGAGAGUUUUCCGUGCGAAUGGCCCGCCCCUCCCCCUUCUGUAGUGCAGCGCCGCCGUCCAUCACCAUUUUUCCCGACAUGACAGCUUGCUGUCAUCAGGAGAAGCAGCAGCCGUAACGCUAUCCGCCUGACCCAGCCAGCGCCAACUCAGCAACACCGCGGCGCCCCAGCCCCUCCGCUCGGUACCACCCCUCACCACGGCCCGACAAGACUCCGCCCCCGGCCCGGUCCACCCCGUAAGCCGUUCAACCAUGGCGUUCUUCUGCCUGCUAUGGCGGGUUGUCAAACACCUCCUCUUGCGGCCUGAAACGUGGCUCAUGACGCUCAUAGGAGUCGCCAUCUACAGCUAUGUGCAUCACUGGGCGGACAUCAAGGCUAUUUUUAACCAGGCAAAGCUGUCCCUCAGUAACAGGACUUCCCAAUUGGCCACUGUGAUCCAAGAGAACCACAUUGUCUCAGCCAAGGAACCACAGUUGGAUCUGAGUGAGGAUGUGAGUGAGGAGGAACUAGCACAGAUAUGGGAGUUCAGGAAGGAUAAUGUGGCUGUUUACGCGAUCCAGGGCCGAAGGGAACACAUGGAAGACAGGUACAGUGUCAUCACCAACAUAGCAAAGAGUGGAGCGUCCGUCUUCGAGAUCUUUGACGGACACGGGGGAGAUUUUGCAGCGGAGUAUGCUGAGAAGAAGUUGACAGAAGUCUUAGAACAGAGGCUGACGAGAGAAGACGCAGCUAAGAACCACGAGGACCACUUCUCCAUCCUCACAGACGAGAUUCUCUCCGUGGACAAGAAACUGGUCGCUACAGCAAAAACACAGAACGACGUCGCAGGUACAACAGCACUGGUGGCAUUGCUAGAAGACAACCAGCUGACCGUGGCAAACGUUGGCGACUCCCGUGGCGUUAUCUGCGACGCCGAAGGGCGGGCGAUUCCGCUCUCAUUCGACCACAAACCCCAGAUCCUCAAAGAACGCAAGAGGAUAAAGAAGGCGGGGGGUUUCAUUAGUUAUAACGGGGUAUGGAGGGUGCAGGGCGUGCUCGCGACUUCCCGUGCCUUGGGGGACUACCCGUUAAAGGACAGGAGUUACAUCGUGGCAGACCCGGACAUUUUAUCGUUCGAUCUGAGGGACAUCAGGCCGCAAUUCAUGAUCCUCGCCACAGAUGGAUUGUGGGAUGCGUUCAGCAAUGAAGAGGCGGUGGACUUUAUAAAGGAACGCUUGGACGAGCCUCACUUUGGUGCGAAAAGUAUCACGCUGCAAGCAUUCUAUCGAGGGUCGUUGGACAACAUCACGGUGAUGGUCGUGAACUUUCGCGUAAAAAAAAACAGGAACGGAUUUAGGGAGACAUCCGUGUAGCUGGUAGAGUGCUUCUCUUUCUGUGAAUAGCUUUAAUCGUUAAGUUGCUAAUUAUUAUUCAUUUGGAGGAACAGAAAACUCCAUACAAAAUGUAACCCUUUUUGCCAAGCCUGGCUGGUACACCAUCACUGAAAUUCAAUUGAAGCAAGAAAACAGAAACGAUUCAGGGAGAUGUCAGUGUACCUGGUUCUUCUCUGAACAUCUGUGGAUAGCUUCGUUAAUUUGGUACCGGUAAUUAAACAAAAAUUGGAUAAUUAAAAAUCUUCAACCAGUGAGGAACUGCUACUUGAAGCAAUGAAACAGGAAUAGAUUUGGGAGACACCAGUGUAGCUGGUUUAGAAUUCUUGUCAUUCUGUGAAAAGCUUCUUUACGUUGGCAGUUGUCGUAAGACAAAGAAAAUCAUACAAAACCAAACCCUUUCUACCUAGCCUGCCAUUUACAAAAUCACUGAAACACCCUGGAUAGUACCCACUAAAUAAUCGUUGAAGGAAGAAAAUCUUAAUAGUUCAUACAAAACCUGUUCUGUUCAUUUAGCCAGACUGUUACAGAAGCACUUAUGUCCUUAUUUAAAAUUGAUGUUGAUAUUUCG